AUGGCGCAGGAUCGAUUGAAAUUGGUAAGUAUUUGGAGUCAGGUUGCUGUUCACCAGUGUUAAGAGGUUGGCACAAAGUGCUGCGGCUUCUCCGUACGAUAAGUCUAUCAAUUAUCAUUGUAUAUCUGCAGAACUAUGAGUUUUACUGCAUUAUUCUGAGCUUUGCUGAUGUGGCGGAGUAAUAACCAUAUGCAUCAUAUGGUUUUAUCAAUCUUGAACUUGUCCCACAUCUUGCCAUCAUUGUCAUUGGUACAUAAGCGCCUCCAUCAUUACGCAGAUUGAAGCAUAGCAAGGUUUUGUGUCCUACUUACUCACUUUGGAAAGAUUUUGAAUGGCCAUGCAAUACGGAAAAGUGCAUUUUAGUCUAGUCAUUUUUAGCCAUAAGAUGCUGUUAUGCUUUCGAGCCAAGAGGAAGGGUGGUUUCGGUCUGCGCCCGGCUCUUGCCUGCUUGCUCAAUAGCUCAGUUCUUUUCAGCUAAAAAUUCUUACUUCUUCUUGCCCUUCCCGUUUGGUUUCACUCCGUUGCUUUCCGUGUUUCCCCCAUCAAUCACCCACCAAAGCAUUGUUUGUGUGUAGAUUUUGUUGCAUAUUUCUCCUCAAUGGUCGAGUAUCAUAAAGUUUUUCUCGUGAAAAUUUAAAAGACUUGUUGUGAAAAUUGCGGGCCCACUUCCGUAGCAAGCGGUGCAGUAGGAGUCAUUUCCCUUGGCCUCCAAGUAUCCCAAAGCCUAGUCAAGUAUUGUUCACAAUGCAAGAGCUUUAACAAAGAUAUUAUCACGUUCAAAUCCAAAGCAGAGACUCUAAAUGCUAUUUUACAACAGCUUGGAGAUAAGCUAAAGCCCUUUGAGCAGGAAAAAUGGACUCUGCCUACCUCUGUUAUUGAAACGAUUGAAAAAUGCGAAGCCGGGUUACGAGGUCUUGACAAGGAACUUCAAAAACAUGGUAGGAACACUAUCUCGAAUCGAAUUGCAUAUCCUUUUAUCAAGGACUCUUUGACACUUGCAAAUGCAAUGUUGGAUAGUCUACAGAACAAUCUUACGCUUGCCCUUCACAAUUUCAGCGUGUAGGUCAUCCAAAAUCAUCUAGACAAUGAAAUUCAAUUUUUAAUGCUGAACAGAGACACCUACGAGCAUGUCAUCGAAUUGUCGCAAACGACCUCGCAGUACAAGACAGAAACUAUGCAGAAGCUUGAUUGCCUCACCACAAUGGUUGCGGCGAAUAAUGACAAUACGGUAUUGUACUAGUCUCCUGUCUAAAUCGCGUGUCUGAUUGUUGCAGAAAUUACUGCUUCGUUCCUUUCAGGUGUACUUGAACAAAUAGUCUUACUACAGCAGGGAGCUUGCAUAAAGCCCGAGCCAUUCCAGAACAAAAAUUUGUCCCUCAAUCCCAAAAGAAAGCCCCGAAAUAAAGUUUCUCGCCCUUCCAUAAUAUUGGAUGCUUGUCCUUGCCGAAGAGCAGAAUACACAUCUGAGUGGGAUAUAAUCUUUCAUACGGGUUACCCGAUCCUCUCAUACUUAUUCUGGCAACAAGUGUCUGAUCAUAGACGCGAUUCUCCAUGGUAUAAAUCAGGGCACCGAACCGUCGUAGUCGAAGCCAAGUUUCUACCCUACAAUGAAUUACUAAGAUAUUCAGUGGCCAUCGCCUUGUCCGUAACUAGGGGUGCAGGUAGCUUUUCCAUCAGCCCUCAUCUGAAUAUGAGCUAUGUAGUUCCUCAUUAUGCUCCAUCCUUUGAAAUUUUCUGUGGCCACGAACCAAAUUAUAAGUCUUCGUCGUGGACGUGCAGUGGAAAGAUUAAUUGGAUGCCAGCGAAAGUCUUACCUGAACCAGUUUUGAAUUUGCAGUUGACAAAGCUUCGCCUCAUGUUUCACCAACGCAAAGCCGGCGCCAAUGAUAUCACAGUUGGUGGAUUGACAUUAUUUGCUGUGAGUUCUUAUGUUAUCACAUCUUUAACUGCCAUAUUGGCUUUGAAGGCCGCAAAUAUUUGGUGGUGGUCCUUGAUGAAGGGUUACCUUUGGCGAUCUUCUUAUCUUCGCAGCGAGUUUAAAAGCAAAUACCUCCCUCGGCUUCAGAAAAAUAUACGUAUUUUGGCCAAUGUAUUGUGAGAAAGUCGGAAUUAUAAGCCAGAUACAUAGGGGUUUUUGAUUAGUCAAUUAUAUGACCUUCUGUAAUUAGAUAUAAAAGGAUAGCUUUUGUCUUUUCUUUCUAGAAUAGUUAAUCUUCUAUUAUGCAUUUGAACCUAUAUAGCUUCAACCCCAAAACCAUUGUGAAAUCCGUUUUCUGUAUAAAUGAUAUAUUACGAUAUGAUCUAAUCAGCUUUCUCUUCCAAUUCCCCCUCACAGUAUGCUAUCGGGAUGUAUGUAUCUCGAUCUACCACUUUUACAGUAUAUCGGGAAGUAAUAAGCAUAUUCAAAUCUGCUGAGUGCAAUUUUGAAGCUUGCAAAUACUACGAGUAUGAUUUCUCCUGUCCUUUUCAUAGAGCGUGUACCAUCUGCAUGCUUCGGCUCCGGAGUAAAGGACUCUCAUUGGUCUUUAUGAUGUUCGAGCAGUCCUCAACCCUUUAUCAGUGUCCCUAAUAUGAAUUGUUGUCUCUUUAAGACCAUUUACGAAAAUAAUUAAUUAUUUCUGAAAAUAUUAUGCUAAGUGCGCACAACUCAUAGGGACUACGUAAUUUCUUUUACCAGUCACGCCUCCCGGAAAAACUCGAUAUUAGCGAAUUUUACGAUACUGCGGAGACUCUUUGUGAUCUUGGCUCUCGAAUCGAUCUCACUAAUUUGCAUCUCUAUGAUGACAAUGGAUUUGGGUCGGCGCAACGCAAAAUUGAGCACUUCAUUUAUAAAACCAAACAAGCAGACGGUAUGUGUACACCAAUACCGUUAACUGGAACAAUAAUCAAUUUGGUUUCAAAGCUCUUGACGUACCGGAAGUUUUCAAAGCUAUACUGACAAGAUCAAAGUGUGAAUUGAGAAGAUUCUGUCUUGUGACGCUGCUGCGGUAAAUUUUACCCUUGAGGAUGGGACAACGCCUUUGCAUGCUUCUGAUUCUUGGCCGCUAGGUAUUGAAUUGUUACUAAAGGCCGAAGCGGAUGUUAACAAACUGGACCGCCACAUGAGGCCGCCAAUAUCCUAUGCAGUUAGGGCAAAAUGCAUGCCUUCAAUUCGAAUGCUUCUCGCUAAUGAUAGUAUGUUAGGCGAAUGCGAGUCUCCUGUUUUCACGAUGAGAAUUGAGCCUUAUGAGGACAUGGAUAUCCUCAAAAUCGUAUCAGCGGGUGUUGUGAACAGAAGACAACGUCUGUAUGAACUUGCAAUGUCCGCAUGUCAAGAAAUGCAGAUAGACAUACCUUCCUACCUCGAAAAUAGUAAAAUUCUUGAUGCCUUUGCCUGGAAGGUAACAAGGCUUCUCCUCGAUCAUGGGGUCUCCGUCCAGCCCGCACUCUUGCCCUGCCUGGUGAUGGCAAGUUGGAGUAUUUACCACGCAGAAUACUUGUCUCGAGAAGCCGCAGAGUAUCUAUACCAAGCUGGUUUUAAGAAUAUCAAUGAGUAUGACGACUAUGCAUAUACCCCAUGUAUGAGGUGUAUUUAA
Molecule: messenger RNA, 3575 nt
Organism: Sclerotinia trifoliorum
Lineage: Eukaryota; Fungi; Ascomycota; Leotiomycetes; Helotiales; Sclerotiniaceae
Source: the annotation of a GenBank genome assembly